UUUUCGUUUUCUUUCUAUUUCAGAUCUUGUAAAUAUGAGAAUAUAUAAGAAAGCUACCUUAAUUUUCACUCUGUUGGCAUUGUGUGGGUUCAUAGUCUAUAAGAUGUCGUACUCCUUUGACCCAACAAUCCUGCAGCAAUACAAACCAGUGUGGGCAGAGGAUGAAAGGCUAAACAUCGUAUUCUUAUUUGCUGUUAAAUCCUAUCCAGAAAAUUAUGAAAUGAGGAAAGCCAUACGAGAAACAUGGAGCACAUAUAUAAGCUCUGGCUCAAACAGUAAGAUAUUAUUUUACAUGGGACGAUCUUCACGCCCUGAAAUCAAUGCCAAGGUUGCUGAAGAGUUCAACCAUUAUGAAGAUAUUUUCCAGGGAGAUUUUAUAGACUCUUUCGAAAAUCAGAGCCUGUGUACUUUAACUGCUUUGAAAUAUAUGUUGAGGGCAUAUGCUGAAAUUAGAUUUUUAUUUAAAGUUCAUGAUUCAACAUUCGUUAACAUUCCACGCCUUAUACGUGUUCUGAAAAGCAAGAGAGCAUCGCUGCAUAACUUUAUCAUGGGCCGCAUCACAAAUAAUUCCAAACCUGAACGAAACAAGAAGUCACCAUGGUACAUAUCAAAGGACAUGUAUCCACCAGAUUCCUACCCAGUUUACACACAGGGAGAUGCUUAUUUGUUAAGUGGGAACCUAAUACAGCAGUUGGUUAAAGAAUCAUUCAAAGUCCCUCUCAUUUGGAUCGAGGACAUUUUUGUAACUGGAAUUUUAACUAAAAAUCUCAAUGUGAAUUACAUACACAGCACGAAGUUUGGUUCACCACAGGAUAGUUGUGAAAACGGCGAGUACAUAGCCAUAUCAGGCUUGUAUACAGUUGAGGAUAUGAAACGUGCUUACAAAGCCAUUGAAGUCCCAAAUGAAAGGUGUGCUUAUGGAAUAAAACCCAAAAGAUGAUGACAGAGAAAAUUAAAAUCAAGAAAAGAAAAAACUUAAACUGUAACGUUUUAUCCGUCUGUUUCGAUAUCUUAUUUGAUUUGAGAAGAAAACUAAUAGGAAAUAAUUCGAGUAAACUGUUUCAUGGGAGAUUACUCCUUACCUUGUAAAUAUGGGCAUUUGGAGUUGCGUCCCUUUAUAAAUAUUAAGCCCGAUCUUUCAUCUCUAAGCUUCUCUCUCUCUGUCAUCCUUAUUGUUUGUCGACACAGACCAUCGCUAUUUUUUUUUUUUUUGUCGGAUUCUGCUAUUUUAUAUUUUUCGUCUACUACACCACAUCUUACUGGAAUCAAUAUAACACGUUUUUUUUCUUUUCUGUUCAUGUACAUACGGUCGUACUACUUCAUCAACAAACCGGUUCAAUUAAAAUAAUUACCACCUUUUUA
This is a messenger RNA of Octopus bimaculoides (California two-spot octopus), 1362 nucleotides long. RefSeq names its product lactosylceramide 1,3-N-acetyl-beta-D-glucosaminyltransferase B. The record is from RefSeq and is a predicted model, not a curated record. Gene Ontology annotation, biological process: protein O-linked glycosylation. Lineage: Eukaryota; Metazoa; Mollusca; Cephalopoda; Octopoda; Octopodidae. Gene Ontology annotation, cellular component: Golgi membrane. Gene Ontology annotation, molecular function: hexosyltransferase activity.